CAAAGCAUUUCUCUGUGCCAAAACCUCCAGAGUUCUUUGCACAUUCAUUUCAACUAAGUACGCACUGCGUGAGUGUUUUUAUGUAGUUUUUUUAUUUCACAUUACAUAGGAGUUUAAUUUAUUAGGUUUUGAUAUUGCGAAAUCAUAUUGCUGAAUUAUUUACUUAUUUGUUCCGUGGACCUCAGCUUCUGCUCGAUUCAGUGGAUAUUACGGUAUCUUACCAUGGCCCGCAAACUUACCGGAAACGAUAUUUUGGCACAAAUGGAAGCAGAAAAUGACAGCAUGGAUGACCUUUCAAGUGCCAGCGAAGACGAUGAAAAUGAACAGACCAUGUCCGAGGAAGGAUCACAGGACACUGUCGUGAUCACCGGAAAUGUGGUACAUACACCGGAACAUUUUCAAAGCAAAAAGCGCGGACAGUCGCCUACGUUGGUUACAUCCGCUGAGCAUAAAGACGUCGGUCUGGAAGAGUCUCUCAUCAAUGUUAUGCCUUUCCAUGAAGUUCGCAAGUCCUUGAAAUUCGACGUUUCUCCGCCCAGACAGAAGGACACCGAAACCGACACUACAUCGGAUGAUACUCAUGCUAAAAAAUUCAAACGCGUCAAAAAGGAUACGAUCCAAGAGCCCGAUUCAGAUGAAGACGAUGAGACUCCGAAAACGAAUGCGUUUCAGCCGAUGAAGCCGGCAGAUGUUCGAGAAAUUAUGGACACUGUUGUGGAUCCCUGGAUCGACAAUAAGAAGUUGCUGAGGGAAAACUGUGAAAAGCAGUUUGCUACAUGGCAUUUUUUGCAGAGAAAAGGAUUCAGUAUUCUGCUACAUGGAGUUGGAUCCAAAAAAUUGUUACUUGAUUCGUUUCGUAUGAAAGAAUUAUCCUCUGAACCGGUUAUGGUGAUCGAUGGCUUCAAGCCCGAAUGCAACUUGAAAGCGAUUUUCGAAGCAUUUUAUACGAAAAUAAUUGGUUCAAGCUGCCCGAAAAUGCUCAUGGAUGUUGUGGGAGGGAUGGUCCAGCACAUCGAAGAAAAAUAUGAACAUUUCAAUAUCCUUUUGCACAACAUUGAUGGGCCAUCUUUGAGAAAUUCUUCAUCACAGCAGGCGUUGAGAGCGUUAGCGGUCAGCCCCAAGAUCCACUUUGUUGCCUCCAUGGAUCACCCAAACCUUCCACUGUUGUGGAGCCAGACUGAUCUGGAAGUGUUCAAUUGGCUGUUUUUUCACUGCAGUACAUUUGCUAGUUACGAUGAAUUUCCGGUGCCCGACCUCGGCGGCACGAGUGCUGUACAGACUUCUUCUUUGGUACUGGAAUCUCUGCGCCAUGUCUUCGAAAGUCUUACAGUAAAUGCCAAGCGUAUCUACCAAGAAAUUGUCAAAUAUCAAUUAAAUCAUGGGGACGAAAACGCAUCCACCGAUCAAAAUAUUGGGAUGCCUUACAAUGAGCUGUAUAAAAUCUGUCGCGCGGAGUUUCUGGUGAGCCGUGAACCGAUUUUAAGGAAACAGCUGAUCGAAUAUUAUGAUCAUCAAGUUUUAAGAAGCGAGCGUGGAGCGGAUGGAAAGGAAUACCUUACCAUUCCUAUAAGUAGGGAUUCCCUCAAAGACUUCCUGGAUAAUUGUGAAUAAACCGGCUGAUGGUUGUGAAACUGUAAUUAUGUACUAUCCUUGAACGAAGUUGGUCAAACCGCUCCAAGUAGAAGUUCUGUUUGACUUUAGUAUUCGCGGUUUUAUGCUUUAUUUAAAGACUGCAGCGAUAAUUCACUGUAAGUACAAAGAAUUAUUGUGUGUCAUAACUGUGCGGCUGAUGUUAAGGCUUUGUGAUAAUUUUAAAUUAACGGAAAAAACUGAACGGAUCAGCUUGAGCGGUCUCAGUUUGAACUUUAGCAAUGAAAUUAUAAGAGUAA
This is a messenger RNA of Paramacrobiotus metropolitanus, 1889 nucleotides long. RefSeq names its product origin recognition complex subunit 2-like. Gene Ontology annotation, molecular function: DNA replication origin binding. The record is from RefSeq and is a predicted model, not a curated record. Gene Ontology annotation, biological process: DNA replication. Bases 223 to 1611 code for a protein of 462 amino acids. Gene Ontology annotation, cellular component: nucleus; nuclear origin of replication recognition complex. The transcript is spliced from 9 exons. NCBI's taxonomy places the organism in Eukaryota, Metazoa, Tardigrada, Eutardigrada, Parachela, Macrobiotidae.